AUGGAGGGCCUCGAGAUGGAGGGCGAGAUGCCCUACCUCCCAGAAGACGAAGCCGCUGGAGAAGACCUCGCCACCGGCGUCCUCGCCCGGUUCCACAGCUCUACUAGGGACGACCACCAGCACCUCUGCGCCGCCGUCGGCACCAUGGUCCAGGCGCUGAAGGAUCAGGGUAUUCCCCUCACCCCCGUCGCUUACUUCGGCGCCACCGCCUCUUCCCUCGACCGCCUGUCCCGCGACCCCGCCUCCGGCUCCGACCCCGUCGCCACCGCGCUGCUCUCCUUUUUCUCCAUUGGUCUCCCCAAGGUCUCUUCCGCCGUCCUGAGGAGUAAAGGGGCCUCGGUUGCCGAGAUACUGGUUCGGAUUCUAGGGUUUGGGUCGCUGCCGGAGGGUGGCGUGAAGGCUGGAUUGAAGUGCGUCUCUCAUCUCCUCGUGGUUGGAGACAAGGGGAACUGGCCGAGCGUGUCCACUCUCUAUGGAGUGCUUAUUGGGUUUGUCACGGAUCACCGGCCGAAGGUUAGAAAGCAGUCUCAUGUAUGUCUGCGGGUUGUACUUCAAAGUUUCCAGGGGCUGUCAGUUCUGGUGUCGGCAAGUGAAGGAAUCAUGGCCAUUUUUGAGAGGUUUCUUCUGCUUGCUGGUGGAUCUAAUCCUAUGAGUUCAGCUGCAGAGAGAGAAGGGCCUAGGGGAGCUAUGGAGGUCCUAUAUAUUUUGAAUGCUUUGAAGGACUGUAUCCCUCUAAUGUCAAUGAAGUCUACAAAUGUUAUUCUAAAAUACUGCAAGCCAUUGUUGGAUCUGCGGCAGUCAGUUGUUACAAGGAGUAUAUUGGAGAUUUUGCAGUCUCUCUGCAGCAGUCCAACUUCAGAGGUUGCUCCUGAAGUGGUGCUAGAUCUGCUGUGUUCAUUGGCAUUAUCCAUUACUGAUAAGGAAAAAUCGGCAGAUGGGAUGGCAUCAACAGCGCGCUUGCUCAAUGUUGGUAUAAAGAAGGUUUACCAGCUAAACAGGCAUAUAUGCAUCGUGAAGCUUCCUAUCACAUUUAAUGCCCUUGGAGAGAUCUUAGCGAGUGAGUAUGAGGAAGCCAUAUUUGCUGCUACAGAGGCUUUAAAGGGUUUGAUUGGCUAUUGCCUUGAUGAAAGCCUGGUCCAGCAGGGUGUUGAUCAAAUCAAGACUAGUGAUGGAGGGACAAGAAAAUCUGGGCCAACAAUCAUUGAAAAGAUAUGUGCCAUAAUUGAAGGCUUCCUUGGUUAUCGCUAUAAUGCAGUCUGGGACAUGUCUUUUCAAGUUCUUUCAACAGCCUUUGAUCAAUUAGGAGAAUCUUCAUAUUAUCUGAUGGCCGGAGCGGUUAGGAGCCUUGCAGAUAUGCAGAAGUUGUCGGAUGAAGACUUUCCUUACAGAAAGCAGCUUCAUGAGUGUGUCGGUUCAGCCCUUGGUGCCUUGGGACCUCAUGCGUUUUUAUGCCUUUUGCCUCUCAAUCUGGAUGCUGAAGAUAUAUCUGAUGCUAAUGUUUGGUUGCUUCCUUUAUUGAAGCAUUACAUAGUUGGCGCCCAUUUAAGAUAUUUUACAGAAAAGAUUUUGGAAACUGUCAGAAGACUACAGCAGAAAUCCCUGAAGCUUGAAAAGGAGGGACGGGUAUAUUCAGCUAGGAGUGCAGAAGGCCUUGUAUAUUCACUGUGGUCUUUGUUGCCUGCCUUUUGCAACUAUCCUGUUGAUACUAGCAGUAGCUUUAAAAUUCUUCAGAAAGUGUUAUGUGAUGCACUUCGUCAAGAGACUAGUCUGCGUGGCAUAAUAUGUUCCAGCUUGCAGAUUCUGAUUCAACAGAACAAGGACAUACUAUCUGGAAACUCUGUUGUGUCUGAUGAUGAGAUAUCCAAACCUGAAAGAAAAGCAAGAGAUCACUGUACACUUGAUGUAGCGGACAAAAAUUUGAAGGCAAUACAGUCAUUUUCUUCAGAGUUUUUAUCAGUUUUAUCUGAAGUCUUCUUGACAUCUUCAAAGGAAAGUGGUGGAUGCUUGCAGUGUGCAAUCCAUGAGUUUGCUUCCAUAUCAGAUGAAAGGGUAGUCAAGAAAUUCUUCAUGACUACCAUGCAUAAGCUGUUGAAGGUGACUCAGGAAGUGAUUAAAAUGAAGCAAGAUAGCAAUUCUAACUCAAUGCAAAUUGACAGUUCAUCUGACAAAGUAUCACUCUCACAUUCAAGGGCCCUCUUAUUGGACUUGGCAGCCGCACUUCUGCCAGGUCUGGGUAAGCAAGAGAUUGGUUUAUUAUUUAGUGCUAUCAAGCCUGCAUUCCAGGAUGAAGAAGGGCUAAUCCAAAAAAAAGCAUAUAAAAUUCUUUCAGUCAUACUCAAGGAAUGUGAUGGAUUUCUUUCAAGUAAUCUGGAUGAACUACUUGGAUUGAUGAUAGCGGCAUUGCCUUCUUGUCAUUUUUCAGCUAAACGUCACAGACUUGAGAGUUUAUAUUUUCUGAUUGUCCAUAUUUCAAAGGAUCCAUCAGAACAAAGGAAGAGGGACAUUAUCAGCUCCUUCCUCACUGAAAUUUUACUUGCUUUAAAAGAGGUUAACAAAAAAACAAGAAAUAGGGCAUAUGACUUGCUCGUUGAAAUUGGCCAUGCAUGUGGAGAUGAGGACAGGGGCGGGAAAAAAGAAAAUCUACAACAAUUUUUUAACAUGAUUGCUGGAGGUCUUGCUGGUGAAACACCACAUAUGAUCAGUGCUGCAGUAAAAGGGUUGGCACGCUUGGCAUAUGAGUUCUCAGAUCUCAUCAGUGUAGCUUACAAUUUGCUCCCAUCUGCUUUUCUCCUCCAGCAUAGAAAGAAUCGUGAGAUAAUCAAGGCUAAUUUAGGUCUCAUAAAAGUUCUGAUUGCCAACUCUAAAGUGGACGGGUUGCAAAUGCACUUGAGGGAGAUGGUUGAAGGACUAUUUAAGUGGGACGAUGACACCAAGACCCAUUUUAAAGCCAAGGUUAAGUUACUCAUUGAAAUGCUGGUGAGAAAAUGUGGUUUAGAUGCUGUUAAGGCAGUGAUGCCCGAAGAACAUUUGAAAUUGCUGACCAACAUUAGGAAGACUAAGGAGCGGAAGGAACGAAAAGCCAGAUCCGAGGCAGAUUCAGAAUCACUUCAUUCAAGAACGACUAUGUCCAGGCAAAGUGGAUGGAACCAUACUCAUAUUUUCUCUGAUUUUGGAGAUGAGGAUGGGCAAGAUGAUAGUGAUGGAGAACUUGGGGUAGCCAGUGCUUUUUCUAGCCGAUGGACCAAGGCUUCCUCUCUUCAAGGCUCAAAAGCUGCUUCUUUGAGGUCAAGCCGAAUGCGUCUGGCAGCUAAGAGCUUGCCAGAAGAUUUGCUCAACCAUUUAGAGGCUGAUCCACUCGACUUGCUAGAUCGACAAAAGACUAGAUCAGCGCUCCAAUCAUCAACACACCUCAAAAGGAAGCAAGCAUCUUAUGAUGAGCCAGAGAUAGACCCUGAUGGCCGUCUUGUUGUUCAUGAGGAUGGUUACAGACCUAAAAAGGAGAAGAGCCUUUCAUCAGAUCCUGACUCGGAUACAAGAAGCUAUAUUGGCAGCCAAUCAAUGGUAAGUUCUUCAACAAGAACGCAGAAGAAGCGUCGGAAAACAAUGGACACUGGGUGGGCUUACACGGGCAGUGAGUAUACCAAUAAGAAGGGCGGUGGGGAUGCCAAGAAGAAGGAUAAACUUGAACCAUAUGCAUAUUGGCCUCUUGAUCGAAAGCUGCUUAACCGUAGGGCAGAGCGCAAGGCAACUGCACGGAAGGCUAUGGUAAGUGUUAUGAAGCUCACAAAGAAGCUAGAAGGGAAGAGUGCUUCUAGGAUACUUUCUCGCAAGAGGAUGAAGCUCAAAAAAUAACAAAAAAAGGGAAGCAAGAGCAGGUGAGGUGUUAAUACUCACGGUGAUUACGAUGAACGGAUGUAGCCUUGCUUGUGCGGAGGUGUACUCAAAGAGGUCAGUUUAUGGUGGAUGACCUACAAUACUCGAACUUUGAUUGUUAUACAUUUGUUCAACUUAGUGCAGAAAGAGUUGUUCGUGGAAAAAUUACAUGGGCAACGUGAGUUCUGGAGAUAAGUUGAGGUUGUAUUUUUUUUAGAUUAUUAUUUUUUUCAUUUUUAUAGUUUUGAGGAGUGUAUCAUGACCUUUUAAGUGUUUUAAAUUUUGGAGAAGAGUCGUUCAUUGCUUCUAUUGGUAAUAUGAGGCUAUUUUAUAUUUCAUCAAAA
Molecule: messenger RNA, 4217 nt
Organism: Elaeis guineensis (African oil palm)
Lineage: Eukaryota; Viridiplantae; Streptophyta; Magnoliopsida; Arecales; Arecaceae
Source: RefSeq, a predicted model, not a curated record